AUGGAGGUUGAGAAGACGUUAUUAGCAGAGAAACCCAUAUUUAUUGAACCAAGCAUUAUUGAUAAUGAUGAUUGGGUAGUUUCAUCCAAAUCAGAAACGAGUAACGUUGAUUUGUGCAACCAUUUUGAAAGCUUUAAGAUGCUUGUAAAGAUGGAACUACCAUGUAAUAAUAAUGAAUCUGUUGAGGAAAAGCUUCGUUGGCUUAGAUCUCAGAUGAUAGGUAACGCUGCUGAGUUCUAUUCUCCAUUUGGAAGAAGAGAACUUGUAUAUGCUGAUCACACUGCUUCAGGUCGCAGCCUUCAAUACAAUGAAGAUUUCAUCAUCAAACAUGUUCUUCCUUUUUAUGGCAAUACUCACACGUGUGACAGUUAUGUGGGAAGUAGAAGCACAAGAAUUUUGCAUGAAGCAAGCGAGUACAUUAAGGAAUGCUUAGGAGGUGGUGAAGAAAAUGCAAUCAUAUUCUGUGGUUCGGGGACAACCGCAGCCAUCAAGAGGCUCCAAGAAGUAAUGGGCAUCGCGGUGCCCUCAAUUCUGAGAGAAAGGGUGGUAAAGAGCCUCAGCAAAGAAGAAAGAUGGGUUGUGUUUGUGGGACCCUACGAGCACCAUUCCAACCUGCUUUCAUGGCGGCAAAGCUUGGCCGAAGUAGUUGAGAUUGGCCUCGAUGAUGAAGGCUUGCUAGACAUGGAUGCCCUUAAGCUACAACUUGAGGCCUACAAAAAUACCAACAGACCAUUGUUGGGAUCUUUCUCUGCUUGUAGCAAUGUCACCGGGAUAAACUCCGACACACCAGCCAUUGCUCGCCUUCUUCAUCAAUACAACGCCUUUGCAUGCUUUGAUUUUGCAGCAAGUGGGCCAUAUGUGGAGAUUUGCAUGAGGAGAGAGGAGAGGGAUGAUUGGUAUGAUGCGGUGUUCUUGAGUCCGCACAAGUUUGUUGGUGGUCCUGACACGCCGGGGAUUCUCCUCAUGAACAAGGCACUGUACCGGUUGAAUUCUUCGCCACCCUCCAUUUGUGGAGGUGGCACUGUGAAUUAUGUCAACGGCUUCGACGAGAAGGAUACGUUAUACUUGGAGAACAUAGAAGAAAGGGAAAAUGGGGGCACCCCUCCAAUAAUCCAAACAGUAAGAGCAGCCUUAGCAUUUUGGGUGAAAGAAUAUAUUGGCUACAAAGAGAUUGAAAGAAGGGAACAAAUAUAUAUUAACAGGGCACUUAAGAGGCUCAUCUCAAACCCUAACAUUAAGGUUUUGGGAAACAAAAGCACCAAAAGACAAGCUAUUUUGUCCUUUGUGAUUUAUUCUACCACCAAUUCCUCAUCAACAUGUUGGGGCAACGAUCAAAACCAAGAAAAUAGUAAUGAAGAGGAACUUAAUUUGUGGGAAGAGAUGGGGAACAAAAGGGGUAAAUUACUUCAUGGACCUUUUGUUGCAACAUUGCUCAAUGACCUAUUUGGCAUUCAAGCUCGUGGUGGGUGCGCUUGUGCUGGACCUUAUGGCCACCAUUUGCUCAAUAUCAGCAAACCUCAAUCUCUUGAUGUUAGGUCAGCCAUUCAACAGGGUUAUGUUGGAAUAAAACCUGGAUGGACCAGAGUGAGUUUUCCCUAUUACAUGGAGGAAGAGGAUUUUGAGUUCAUUCUAGCAGCCAUAGAGUUUGUAGCCAUGUAUGGCCAACGGUUCCUUCCUCUUUACAGCUUCAACUUGAGAAAUGGAAGAUGGAGAGUAGUGAAGACUCAGGAACUUGGGGCUCUAAUAAAGGAAAACAAUAAUAAUAAUAAUUAUUGCAACUAUAGAAGAACUAUGGAGGAAACAAGCGUUGAGUAUGAUAAUGGGGUUAAUAAUAAGCAAGUUAGAAUGUUGAGGAGAAAAUCUUACCUUGACAUGGCUAAGUAUAUCGCUACUCGCCUCCCAAAGUUCCCUUCUCAAACCAUGCUAAUGGAAAACGUAAAUCCCAGUGCACUCCAUUUUAGAAUUUAA
This is a messenger RNA of Arachis stenosperma, 1968 nucleotides long. RefSeq lists its product as uncharacterized. The record is from RefSeq and is a predicted model, not a curated record. The coding region runs from base 1 to 1968 and encodes 655 amino acids. NCBI's taxonomy places the organism in Eukaryota, Viridiplantae, Streptophyta, Magnoliopsida, Fabales, Fabaceae. The transcript is spliced from 5 exons.